AUGUCUGCGCUUCCACCAUUUCUACGGCCUUUCCAACAAGACGUUGUCGUACUCGAGCCAUGCGUAAACGCCGUGUUUCCCCAUGACAAGCUAGACGCGUCGGCCCACGCAUUCUGGUGGCCAUCACACGUCGACAUCCCUCCUGCCGUCCUUCUCUUCAUCCCAGGCAACCCUGGGCUGGUUGAAUUUUACACUCCCUUUCUGGCUGCGCUGCACGAGAAAAGCGGGGGAAGACUGUCCAUCCUAGCGCACGGUCACCUUGGCCACUCUCCGGCGGUCCCCCACGGAGGCGCCUACAAGGACCCUUACAGUGUUGGCCUGACAGCACAAGUUGAGAGUGCGCUAGAGGCGGUCGAUGCUAUCAAAGCCGCCUUUCCACAGUCUGCCAUUGCCGUAGCCGGGCACAGCGUGGGUGCAUGGAUAACACUCCAGGUUAUGAAAGCAAGGCCAGAUACCAUCGCCUCUGUGUUUCUUCUGUUCCCCACAAUCGCUCAUAUUGCAAAGACGCCCAACGGCCACUCGCUCUCGUGGGUAUUCCGGUCACCACUUCCGAGAUUGAUCUCGUACGCCUCGGUCCUGACUCGGGCGCUCCCUCUUCGUGUGCUUGCCAUGCUGUUCCCGGACUGGCCGCAUACUCAAGUCCUGGUCCUACGCACUUUGCUUCAUGCACGCUCGGCUGUCUAUGCAAGCCUUUCGCUGGCGCAUGAAGAGAUGGUGACUAUACGGGAUCUGGACGCGACAUUACUCCAAGAAUACUCGCGUCGUCUGCACUUUUACUUUGCGAAGAGUGAUGGCUGGGUAGGACAACAAAAGGAAGACAUUCUCAAAGCAUUUGAUGCGGGCUCGAGCUCUGUGAAGAUUGUCCACGGUCAGGCGGAUAUUCCGCAUUCAUUCUGCAUUAACCACGGAGAACAGCUCGCUCAACAGUGUUUUGAGUGGCUGCUAUCCGCUCGGCUGCUUUGAAGCGACUCCCUCUUCAAUUUAUAGUUGAACCUUCAUAAACAUGCUAUGUGUAGUGCAUGUAUAUAGAGUAGAUUGACACGAGUUGCCGGCGUCAUCAUUGCGAUGUU
Postia placenta MAD-698-R-SB12 is the source of this 1070-nucleotide messenger RNA. RefSeq lists its product as hypothetical. The coding region runs from base 1 to 963 and encodes 320 amino acids. The transcript is spliced from 5 exons. Gene Ontology annotation, cellular component: lipid droplet. Gene Ontology annotation, biological process: lipid storage. Lineage: Eukaryota; Fungi; Basidiomycota; Agaricomycetes; Polyporales; Adustoporiaceae. Gene Ontology annotation, molecular function: lipase activity. The record is from RefSeq and is a predicted model, not a curated record.